Capsella rubella is the source of this 1656-nucleotide messenger RNA. RefSeq lists its product as uncharacterized. Lineage: Eukaryota; Viridiplantae; Streptophyta; Magnoliopsida; Brassicales; Brassicaceae. The record is from RefSeq and is a predicted model, not a curated record. The coding region runs from base 603 to 1436 and encodes 277 amino acids. The transcript has 9 exons.
AAAAAAAAAAACGAUUUUUUUUCGUAAGAGAAAAGGAAAAAAAAAUCGAAACUUGAGGGAUUCAUUCUACAGCGAAUCGCGUGCUUAUGUGUGUUUCUGCCGUUGAUGUGUUUAUCAAAGCAUCAAAUCUUCUCUCCUUACACUUUCCAUCCUUUUUUUUUUCUUUUUUUUUUUUAAUGUAUUUGGAUUUGAUUAAACUAAUUAAUACAAGUCGUCUUCGAAGGCUUAUUUGUGUUUAAAUACGAGAGAGCUUUGGUCUCUUUUUGUUUUUUUGUUUGUCGUUCAGAUCAGAUCCGCAGGUUGCUUCAUUAUAAUCCAGUUUCUUGAGGAACCCCACUUGUGUUUACAAUAAACGUCUUGCCGUUUACUGUUUUUGUGUCUACGUUUCCUGUCGUUUUGGAUUAGUACUUUUAAUCACAUUAAACCGGUUCAUUCCUGAUUUUUCCAAUCCCGGUUCAUUCUUCGUCCCUGAAUUGGAAAGAGCACGAUUCGAGUUAUGAGACCUUUGACUCAAAAUCUCGCUGAAGAAGAAGAGAUACUGUAGAUAAAUUUGUGCUCUCAUUUUCCGGCGCCGGGAACGUCGGAACUCCGGUGAAUAGAUAAUGGGGUUGCAUUUGGCUGCUCUGUUUCUCGCCAUCAUCGUUUCACCCCUCUGUGUUUACUCAUCUGAAAUCCAGAAGAUCAGUUCUAAUCAGAACUUGGUGAAUGAUCUGGACGCAGCUAAGCUCAGAAUAUCUCAAUUGGAAGCUGUUCUUGAGGCAACCAUAAAGAAGGUGGAUGGUAAGACCCUUUACUUGAAAGAUCGUGAUAAGUUGAUCCAAGAUGCUGAAAGUCAGAUCCAAAGUUUGCAGUCUGCUUCAUACAGUGACGAGAGCGGGUUAACUUUAGUCCAGAAAAGGAUAAGCGAGCUGGAAGAAGAGGUUAAAAAGCUAUGGGAUGCCUUGAGAACAACCAACUUCGAGCUUCACGUUUUAGAGGAUAAAGCAAGAGAUGCAGAGGGUAAAGUUAAAGCUAAAGCUUUGGAAGUUGAACAGAUGGUAGAAGUUGUUACGGAGCAGUGGAUUCAGGUUCAGCAUCUUGAGCAGAUGAGAGAAUUUAACAACAGAAGGCAUCACACACCUAGCAGAUGCACCUUCUUGAAGCUCAUGAACGACAUCCAAAGACAUCUGCCCAAAUUUCAUGAGUCACUUGACAUUCACUGGAAGGGAAAGAAGGUUUUCUCUGUGCAAUCAUAUCUCACACAAGCACAGUCACGGUUAAAAAACCUUUGGGAAGCUAUUACCAAAUAUCACCACCAGUUACAAGGCUUCAUCAAGUAUGAGAUGGAGAAAACUGAGAUCACAGCAGCGCUUGCAAACAGAGAAGUAGUGUUUUUCAUGGCAUCUGCAGUGAUCACCUUCCCGGUGUUUGGAGCUUGGAUCUUACUCUCUUCCUAGGUUGAUUUCUGGAAUGACAUGAUCAACCGAUGCAUCAGUUUCUUAUGGCUCAAAACAUUGUCUAGUUUUUUUAAAAAGCGUUGAGGUGGUUCCUUGCGAUCAAUUGCAUCCAUGAGCAAACCGGUUAAUAUCUAGUUAAAACCAGUUAUUACGGGGUAAGAUGCACAGUUGGUGUAUCCAAGAUUAGUUUUUGGGAGUAAAAAAGCGUUGGGUUUUGUUA